Messenger RNA from Chiloscyllium plagiosum (whitespotted bambooshark), 1091 nucleotides. Its product is annotated as transmembrane protein 179-like. NCBI's taxonomy places the organism in Eukaryota, Metazoa, Chordata, Chondrichthyes, Orectolobiformes, Hemiscylliidae. The record is from RefSeq and is a predicted model, not a curated record.
AUUUGAAUGGCUCGAGCGGGCCCCGCGCGCGAGUAGAAGGCAUUAGUCGCUGCGCGAGGUGGCGGGGAUCGGUGAUUCUGUUGAGGACGGGCUGUGCCUCAACUUGCGGAGGUUACUCGGGAGGAUGGGGAUCAGCAACCGGCUGCUGUUCUGUCAGUGCACGGCCUAUCUGCUGGCCUUCGUGUUGGCGCUGUUCGCUGCCGUGCCGCUGGGUCAGGACCAGCACGAGCUGCGGGGCCGCUGCCCGCUGUACGGGGUGGGGCGCUGGCAGCGCAGCAACGAGAGCGGGGCUACCGGAUGCGCGCAGGCGUACUGCUUCCACGUGCAGCGCUGGGGCCCGCCGUCCGCGUGCCGCUACAGUCUCUUCAUGAGUAUCUUCAGCUGCGCCUACUCGGCGCUGCAGGGAUUCAGGAGCACCUACCUUCUCUGCAAGGGCUUCGAGGAAUCACUCUUUUCAGAAUUUGUAAGCAUGCUUCUUAGCUGCACCAUUGCUUUGCUGAUGCUGGUUGCCAGUGCCACAGUGAGUGAUGGCCUUAAUAUAUGGUGCAACUCAGUCACAAACAAGGGUAACAUAACCAUCAGCUGCAGAGAUGCCCAGGAAGAAUCUCUUAAUCUGAAUGCGGUUCCUACUUUGUUCUAUGACCACUUUGGUACUGCACAGGUUUUGAACAGUGACUUGAAGAAGGUUCUUAUUUUAUCUGGUUUGGAGGACAACUUGCAAGUUCCAGUCGAGUUAGAGGGAAGCCUACCUGAUCUCUCUCAGACCCUACACAUAUGAUUAUAUUAGAAUGGCAUCAUUGUUAGCACCAAUAUGGUGGGCCAAAAAGUCUAUACCUAUGUUCAGGGUGUAACCUAUUUGUUAGUGUUUGAAGAAUAUCAAAAUUGUAUUUCCUGAUUGUAGUAGUCUCAGCAAGACUAAGACAACUGUGUAAUUAGUGACUUGACCAUAUGUCCCAUAACAUCUCAGCAAUAGACUCUUGAAGAUUCAAUGCUUUGCCUUUUUGCCUUCAAGAAUAGCCCAUUGGCCAGUGUGUUUCUUUCAAAAUAGUAGGUUUAGUCUUUUUUUCCCCUCUUUUAAUGAAGAUUGUGUA